Molecule: messenger RNA, 4366 nt
Organism: Hemicordylus capensis (graceful crag lizard)
Lineage: Eukaryota; Metazoa; Chordata; Lepidosauria; Squamata; Cordylidae
Gene: DUOXA2
Product: dual oxidase maturation factor 2
Exons: 7
Coding region: 60-1031 (323 amino acids)
Biological process (GO): protein transport
Cellular component (GO): endoplasmic reticulum membrane
Source: RefSeq, a predicted model, not a curated record
CUCGGGUCCUGGGGUGCGCAUCCAGAAAGCGCGCGGCGGAAGCGUGGUCGUGAUCCAGAAUGACGCUCUUCGAUGGCAUCUACCCCUUCUACCCCCAGCCAAGGAAGCCCUUCGUCUUCAACUUCAACCUCAUCGUCGUCAUUGUUGUCUUUCUGGUGAUUGCCUGCAGCUUCCUACUGAUCUUGCCUGGAAUUCGCGGCAGAGCGAGGAUCUACUGGCUUCUCCGGGUCAUUGUAAGCCUCUUUAUUGGAGGAGUAAUUGUCGCUGUUCACUUCACCUCCGACUGGGAGAGUGCCCAGGUGACGGCCAACACUUCCUACAAAUCCUUCAGCCCUGUUGCAGUGCGAGCAGAUAUUGGGUUGCACAUUGGUUUGGCAGGAAUCAAUGUCACGCUGGUGGGAAAGCCAGUAGACCAGCUGAAUGAAACCAUCAGCUACAAUGAGUUCUUUGCCUGGUGGUUUGGGGCAGACUAUGACCAGGACUACAAAGAAGGCUUGGAGAGGGGGCUGCCCUACCCGAUCCUGUAUGUGGCAGAGAAGUUCAGUGAGCACAGUCCCUGUGCCUUGCAUGGCCAGUACAGGAUGGCCGGGCACUAUGCCUCUGCCACCUUGUGGGUUGCCUUCUGUGCAUGGCUUGUGGCCAACAUGCUCUUCUCCAUGCCAGUCCCAGUAUACGGUGGGCAAAUGAUGCUCGUGACGGGGGCCUUCAUGAUCUUUGCGCUGCUCUCCUUCUUCACGGGGAGGAACACAUCCACGUGUGCCAUCCACUUUGGCCCUGCCGCCUUGCAGCCGGUCUUCGGAGUCUCCUUCUGGCUCACGCUGGCCACAGGGCUGCUGUGCUUCCUGAUUGGUAUAGUGGUGAUCACAUUGCACUCACUCUCCCCUGGCCUCCUGAAAGCCUUCUUGGACCUGUGUGAGGAUGAAGAGGAAGACGAGGGGAUGCUGGGUGAAGUGUACAUCAACCCCCACAUCCCUCAACUGAAGACCUUCUCUUCCUCGCACAACUUCAGCCUGACCAUCAAGAACAGCUAAAGCAAAAUCUGGCAUGGAACUCUAUGGCCCGCUCUUUCUACAAGGGUAUUGGCUGCAGUCUGUCCUGGCUAAGCCGAGGAGGGAAAGCUUAAUAUUGCCCCCACUGGAGAGGACACCUUCAACCUGGCUUUUCCUUGCCAUGGACUGGGCUUUAGUGGCUGUGCCAGCCUUAUCUUGUUGAGUCUGAAAGGAGUCGCAGUAUUUCCUCUUAGGGGACUAGUAAUGCUCCUGGUAAUAGGGAGUGUUGAUGGCACAGCUAAUGGACAGUAGGACCCAGCAAGGGAAGGAUGACUUCAGACUAUUGCUAGCAAAGGUACGGCAUGAUUCUGCAGAGUCAGAACCCAUCCAGGGCACCUUGUGGGCUAGGGCCCUGGUGGUAGCCCUGUGAGCACAAAAGGGCUAGUCUCUCCAUGCCAGUGGGCCAAGAGGGAAACCAGAGCCUGCCCAUCCAGCUCUGUUCACCAGGCUCAGAAAGCAGCAUUUUGCGUCUAAGAAUUGUGAAGUUUAGCGUGCCUAAAGAGUCUUGUGCCAGCACAGGCUGAGUGGAUAUCUGGAGCAUUUCCUGAGAGCUAAAUGGUUGCUCCAGCAAGCUGCCGCGGGAUCAAGAGAGCCAAUAUCUUCCUCUGAUCUUUGUCCAUCAACGCUACCUCUGGAAAGACAAGCUUUGAGGAACCCUCUGAACAUCCACCGGUGAAGUCCAAGCUUCAUGUAACCCUGUUUUCCAAUUGUGUGUUUCACAGGAAUCCUCUCGUGUCACAUGGAGCACCCCGCUACACUUGUGUAGGCCUGUAGGGGGGGGUGUUUAAGGAGUGUUGUGGAGGGGUUUCCCAGGGAGGUCACAAGCUCUCGCUUCCUUUUUGGCAUCUCAGUGGUGCAGUGGGCCCUGUUGCACUCACUUAUUUCCUGUCCACUCCCAGAGCACCUACACCAGUUCCUCCACUAGCUUAGGACAUUGCUGCUGCUUCCUCGCCAUGCCACAUAAGUGUAAAGGCUGCUCUACCUCCACAGCACUGGAGAAUUCUUCUGUUUGCAGCUCAGUGAAUUAACGUCAGUGUUGUGGGUAAACCGAACCACGUUGGGCUCGAGGCUGCGAGGACUGGGCGGCCCCUCUCCCAUGGAGGACUCCCAACAGCCAGACUGUGUGAUCUCCAAUCCCAUGGGCUGCCCUGCCCGACCCAACCAUGCCUGGCCCUGCAGGGAACUUGCAGGCAAAACUUGGCUGGAUGGCAUCCUCUUGUGGAGAGGACCCAUGAGAUCUCGCGGAAGCCUCACAAGAUUUCCAGGGAAGAUCCUGGGGAACUUCCGAGAUCUGCACCACCUGUCAGUUGCUUUUUAAGGGCCAAACUACCGAUGAUGAGGGGCUAGAAACAGAAGAGAGCUUGACCUGGCAACAGUCCUGUGAUUCGGUUGGAGGUGGCACCGUUGAUCCUGGGGCCAAAGAAAGGACUCGGGGGGGGGGGGGCAGGGCCUCUCUCCAUUAAUCUGAGGUGACGGGCCAAAGCUAUACCCUGACCGGCAGGACACUGCAGUACCUGGGAGGGAUGUGACACCAUGUUUACCCUACCCCGGCCCACAUUCUCUGUGUGAUCUUCAAAGAUCAGUGGAUCUUGAAGGAAGGGAAGCGUGCUGCUUGCUUACUAUAUUCACAACCACUUUUCAACAACAAAGAAGUCCCCAAAGUGGUUUACAUGGAACAAAAAUGUUAAAGUGAUUCCCUGUCCCUGCAAAGGGCUCACCGUCUAAAAAAGAAACUGUGCAUGCCUGGCACUGGAAGUGUUACUAGUGGACUUGGCAGUCCUCUUGCUGGUUUCCUUUUGAGUUGAGUACAGGAGUGCUGCAUAGAGCAAGGCCAAAAAUGCAAAGGCCUCAAAGUACUCUGGCAAUGGACAAUCCAUUCCCUCUACCCUGCAGUCAAUCAGCUGCAAGGCACAACCAUCAGGACUGCAGCACCCUGGAGAGCUCCCAGUGAGGAAUGUGUUCUGGCCGGGGGCCAGAGCUAGAACUAGGUCUUAGAUACCUCCAGGCUCAAACCACUCCUCACAGGCUCCACCUCCCUGCCUGGAGAGCAGAGAGAUUUAAAGGGCAGGUGUCUGGCCUGGAGUCUGGUGUUUAUUCCAUUGAGUCCCUCCUGGCCUGUUGCCAGCACCAGUGACAUGAGGGCAGUUCAUUGGGGGGGGGCGUGCUCAGGCUCCAUGAGUGCUACUUCCAGGGGCCCCAGCCUGGAGUGAGACUGGGUCUGGAUCCUGAUCCAGGGCAGAUCCUUCCUGCCAGCUACUUUCCCUCUGCUCAAGGGGAAUGGUCAAGACACCGUUCAUCUAGUGCUGAAUGCGUCCACCUGUCAGCUAGAUGGUUACUCAUCUUAGUUCCUGCUGCAUGGGUGGUUUGGCCUGGCAGGUCUCAGUGCUGCGUGGAUUUCAUGAUUCCGCAAUGGCACGAUGGAAGAAAUACAGCAUAUUUGGUUCAGUAGCCUGAGCCUCUUGUCUUUAAACAAGAUUGAGAAGUUUCUAGUCCUUAUGCCUGCAAACAUGGGUUGAGGCCAGUGUUCCCUCCAACAGGGAUUUCCAGAUGAUAUUGACUACAACUCUCAUAAGCCCCAGCCAAAGGCCAUUGCAGUUGGGGAUGCUGGGAGUUGUAGUAAUUAACAUCUGGGAAUCCCUGUUAGAGGGAACACUGGUUGGGGCGCAUGGAAGCAAUGACUGAGGCUGUCUCAGUAGGCUAAGGAGAUGGGAGCAGAAUUUCCAGUAACUAAACAGAAAAUGGCAAAAGCUUUCACACACUAGCAAGCACCUCUAGUCACUAUGACAAGUAAAACAAAAUAUGUCAGUGUGUAGUUUGGGGUUCCCAUAACACAGGGUUUAGAGGUUGUUUUUGGUUUUUAUUUAGCUCAGUACAUGCAUAACACUCGGCAGCUUUGAUAAGGGACAGGAGUCAGUUUGUAUAGGUCAGUUUGGAGAGGGCUGUCUGCUACUAGGAGGUGGGCCCUCCAGAAAUCCUGCAGUUGUGGAUUUUGAGAGCAUCAGUGCCUCCAUUUGCUUAGGAGCAUUGACAACAUGCUUGCACCUGCAUACACAAGACAAGCAGUGCUGUUUGCUUGCUCUCUGUGUGCACUCGUGGCUAAAAUCCACAAAGCAGAAUCACAGAAUCUCCAUAGGAUAUAUAAGUGAACACCUUGCUAUAGUUGCAUAACCUCUGCAUGUCUUGGCACAGGACUUGAUUCUACUCUAGUGGAAACUUCAUGUGAUAUUUCAGAACCAGUAAGCUUGUAGCAAGCAUCCUUUUGUUAAUACAUUUUGUGUAUUUCAAUGCUGUGAUCAGACUUCUUAAUAAAGUUCUAA